AUGUCGACCUUACCAGAGGGGGAGAGAGGGGGAACGGGUGGGACAGAGGGGGAGAGAGGGGGGACGGGUGGGACAGAGGGGGGGAGAGGGGGAACGGGUGGGACAGAGGGGGAGAGAGGGGGAACGGGUGGGACAGAGGGGGAGAGAGGGGGAACAGGUGGGACAGAGGGGGGGAGAGGGGGAGCGAGUGGGACAGAGGGGGGGAGAGGGGGAGCGGGUGGGACAGAGGGGGAGAGAGGGGGAACGGGUGGGACAGAGGGGGGGAGAGGGGGAGCGGGUGUGACAGAGGGGGAGAGAGGGGGAACGGGUGGGACAGAGGGGGAGAGAGGGGGAACGGGUGGGACAGAGGGGGAGAGAGGGGGAGCGGGUGGGACAGAAGGGGAGAGAGGGGGAGCGGGUGGGAUAGAGGGGGAGAAAGAGGGGGCGGGUUCACGCACGCCGACGUGUUGGGCGGCGGGCCGCGCAGCACGACAGGUGGCAAAGUCCUCGGGGAGGGUUUUGCAGCCGGGGCGCUGGGAGAACGACACGCUCGUGCCCACCUCCGUCCAGUUCGCGGCCGUCGCGCACGCGCCGUUGAUGAUGGCGUGCCCGUCCCCGCACUUGCAAUAA
This is a messenger RNA of Closterium sp. Naga37s-1, 609 nucleotides long. Lineage: Eukaryota; Viridiplantae; Streptophyta; Zygnematophyceae; Desmidiales; Closteriaceae. The record is from the annotation of a GenBank genome assembly.